Molecule: messenger RNA, 1181 nt
Organism: Pyrenophora tritici-repentis Pt-1C-BFP
Lineage: Eukaryota; Fungi; Ascomycota; Dothideomycetes; Pleosporales; Pleosporaceae
Biological process (GO): lipid metabolic process
Molecular function (GO): phosphoric diester hydrolase activity
Source: RefSeq, a predicted model, not a curated record
AACAUACUUCAACCUAAGGGCCCAUUAACCGUCGACUAUCAACUAGCACCCUUCAAAUAGCUCCUGUAAAGUCUCGAUUGUCUAGAAAGCUAUUGCAUUUCACUUGCAUCGUUUGCGCACUUCCGUUCUUGCUGUGCCGUCAUCAUGCGUUCAUCUUUUCCUCUUAGUGCGCUUAUGGCGCUGGCGAGCGCUGCCCCUUACGGCCCGCAAACACCAUUGAAGAACAUCUUGGAGAACACGGACAAGAGUGAGAAAUACACGUACCCUACGGAUUUCACGAGGAACAUCCUCCCGAAGCCGUUUCACAGCCACAAUGAUUACUGGCGCGACGUCCCAUUCUAUUCUGGAUUGAGCCAGGGCGCCAUUUCAACUGAGGCUGAUGUUUGGCUGUUGAAUGGCACGCUAUACGUUGGACACGAGCCUGCCGCUUUGACUGACAGACGUACUCUUGAAUCUCUCUACAUCCAGCCUAUCCUGGAUACUCUGCACCGCCAGAACCCAGACACUCGCUUUGUCCAGCCAGGCGAGCAGAAUGGAGUGUUCGAUACGUCUAGUGGCCAGACACUUUACUUUUUUAUCGAUAUUAAGACAGCAGUCGACGAGACUUGGCCCGCAGUGCUAGCAGCCCUGGAACCUCUACGAAGUGGUAACUGGUUGACGACCUACGAUGGCAAGACUCUUCGCAAGAACCCCGUCACCGUUAUUGGAACCGGCAACACCCAGCUCUCUGACGUGAUCGCGUCGUCCCCACGCGAUGUGUUCUUCGAUGCGCCACUUGCGGAACUCAACUCUACCAAGUAUGCGAGUCUCUCGGCCAACGAGGCACCAAUCGCAUCCACAAACUUUGCGUCAUCUUUCGGCGAUGUGCGCAAGCGCGAGUUCAAUGACACGCAGCUGGCGACACUGAGGAGCCAACUUGAUGGGGCUCAUGACAAGGGAAUCAUGGCCAGAUAUUGGAACCAGCCGGCUUACCCUGUUGGAACCAGGAACGCAGUAUGGAGGAUCCUCUGGGAUGAGGGUGUUGAUCUGCUCAACGUUGAUGACCUGGCGGGUGCGGCUGAAUUUUGGGAGGGAACCGGCUAGAUAGGAUGAUGCCGGUUUUAGAAGACACGUGACGAUAUAGAACGGCACAUCAGAGCCCAAACUAAAGCCGUCUAAUUAUAAUUCAUGAUAUGCCCCAA